This is a messenger RNA of Hyphopichia burtonii NRRL Y-1933, 2076 nucleotides long. RefSeq names its product Sac7p (gene SAC7). Bases 1 to 2076 code for a protein of 691 amino acids. Gene Ontology annotation, molecular function: GTPase activator activity. The transcript has a single exon. NCBI's taxonomy places the organism in Eukaryota, Fungi, Ascomycota, Pichiomycetes, Serinales, Debaryomycetaceae. Gene Ontology annotation, cellular component: cell cortex. The record is from RefSeq and is a predicted model, not a curated record. Gene Ontology annotation, biological process: activation of GTPase activity; signal transduction; regulation of fungal-type cell wall organization.
AUGAGUCAUUCCCUGUCUCCAAAUAAUCGAAAUUCAAUAUUUGGCUGGAUGAAGAAUCUAAAACGUGGAAGUUUAAUGUCAAAUGAAAGUGUUAAUGAGAUUACUUCUGAUAAUGACCUAUUAAUCUCUGAUUCAAAAUCUCCUUCCAAAUCAUUACUUUCAUCUAAUUCAAAUAAUCAACUACAACCAAUACCGUUCCCUCAGCAACAUCAAAAUGAACAUCAACAACAGCAACAACAACAACAACAACAACAACAGCAGCAACAACAACAACAGUCAAAUAUAUUCAGCUCAAACUCACCUCAUCAAGAAUUUUUACGACCUUUACUUCAUCAUAAAUCAAGAUCAACCAAUAAUGUUAAUCGUGUUCGUUCAAAUUCCUUAAAUCAAUCAGAAAAAUCUUCCAGUAUAAGACAACAUCGAGAUUCUUUCUUACAACAUAAUCCUUUAGUUGAUGAAAAUAGUAAAUAUUUCGGAGUAAGUUUAGAAGAUGCAAUCAAUCAAGCUGCUGCUAAAAUAUCAAUUCUUACUAAUGAAGACUCUUCAAAUGAUCAAGUUUUACAAUAUGGUAAAAUUCCAAUUGUAGUUGCUAAAUGUGGUGUUUAUUUGAAAAAAAAUGGUUUAAAUAUCGAAGGUAUAUUUAGAGUUGGUGGUCUGUCAAAACGUUUAAAAGAUUUACAAUUAAUUUUUAAUACUCCUCCAGAUUUCGGUAAAAAAUUAAAUUGGGAUGGUUAUACUGUUCAUGAUGCUGCUUCCAUUUUAAGAAGAUAUUUAAAUGCUUUACCAGAACCUUUAAUUCCUUUAGAACUUUAUGAAGAAUUUAGAGAUCCUUUAAGAAAACGUCCAAGAAUUAUUAAUUAUAUGAAAUAUAAAGCCGAAUAUCCAAAUAAACCUUUAAAAUCACAAAAACAACCAACUGAUUCAAGUGAAACUGAACCAAAAUUACCUUCUUCAGUCAAAUCAAAUACUCCAAUUAAUAAUUCAAAUUCAAAUUUAUUAGAUUCUGAACCUUUAACCGAAGCAAAUAUUGGUCGUCUUAAUAGUACAAAUUCCUCAGUUAAUAAUUUAAAAAUUAAUCAUUCAAAUUCAGAUUUAUCAAAUUUAAAAUCGGAUAAUGAAGCUGAUAUUGAACAAGAUGAUUUAAAUAAUAAUGAUGAUGCAAAACAUGAAAUUAAAAAGAAAAAAUCAAAAAAUUAUAAAAAAUUGACUCGUAACGUUCAUGAAGCAAUUAAUGAAUACAAAUCAAUGGUUGAUGAAUUACCAAUGCUAUCUAAGCAAUUAUUAUUUUAUAUUCUUGAUUUAUUAGCAAUGGUUCAAAAUCAUUCAUCUGAAAAUUUAAUGAGUUCUAGAAAUUUAGCAGCAAUUUUUCAACCUUCUAUUUUAUCCCAUCCAAACCAUGAUAUGGAUCCUGUUGAAUACGCUUUAUCUCAAUCAGUAGUUGAAUUUUUAAUUCAAUAUGCUUAUAAAUUAUUACCAAAUCAAAACUCUGAUGAUGAUAUUGCCAAUAAUAAUAAUAGUGAUAAUUCAAAUAUAAAUGAUAAAAAAUCAAAAUCAUCUUCUCCCAAUACUGAAAACGAUGAUCAAUCAAAUGAUUUGAAGCCUCCUCAACCGGUUUUCAAACGUAAACAUAGUAAAUCAUUAUCUUCUACUAAUAAUAAUGAUGAUUUAAUUGGUUAUCAAUCUUCCCCUUCUAAAAAAUUGGUUGAUACUUCAGAUAAUGAAUUUGACAUCACCGAUGUUACCGAUAAUGAAGAUUCAAAUGUUGAUGAUACUACUAAUUCAGAUUUAGAUGAUGUUAACUUCCAUAGCCUCAAUAUUGAUCAUAAUAAUAACAACAACAAUAAUCACUACCCUCAAACAGAUAUUGAUUCGGGAUCAGAGUUCAAUUUUGGUCAUGACCAUGACCAUGAAGAUAAUUUUAAUUUCAAUCACGAUAACCCUGGUAUUUUAAAUAAAUUAAUCAAUCAAGAAGAGAAAAAUGAUGCCGAAAGUGAUUCAUUAAGUAACCCUCCUAAUUCAAAUGUGGCCAUAAUUGUAUCCACUCCAUCAUCUUCUUCAGUACCUAAAAUGAAGUGA